This is a messenger RNA of Uloborus diversus, 2583 nucleotides long. RefSeq names its product paraplegin-like (gene Spg7). Bases 179 to 2500 code for a protein of 773 amino acids. The record is from RefSeq and is a predicted model, not a curated record. Gene Ontology annotation, cellular component: membrane; m-AAA complex. The transcript has 20 exons. NCBI's taxonomy places the organism in Eukaryota, Metazoa, Arthropoda, Arachnida, Araneae, Uloboridae. Gene Ontology annotation, molecular function: ATP-dependent peptidase activity; ATP hydrolysis activity; ATP binding. Gene Ontology annotation, biological process: protein-containing complex assembly; mitochondrial protein processing.
GUUGUGUUACGCUAAUUCGUAAAUAAGCAGUUCCAUAAUUUGAGAUAUUAUCCGAAGUGAGAGAAAUUGAAAUGUAUCGCGCGAAAUCUAAAUAUUUGCUCGUUUUCGCGUAAUGCUGUUGGUUUGAAAACCAUAAAGGUGACAUUUUUUUUCAAUUACAUAAUCUGUAUUCUCAAAGAUGAUUUUUAAUCAUCUCUUGAAAGGAACACAAAGAACUAACUUAUUCUGCUAUUUACAAAAUAAUCAACACCAACUAUUUUCAUGGCCUGAUAAUUUUGGAAUGCGAAAAAUUACGUUUUCGAAAAAAUGUGCCAAAACACUUUUUUCUUCAAAUAAUUCGGCUGCUGACUUUAAAAAUGUUUUCAACAUUUUGAAGAGAAAUAGAUGCACAAUUUAUUUUUCAAAAACUGGCCUUGUGCUGAGAAGCAAUGCAUUUUCAAAACAAAUGGCUUUGCGUGGUUUCAAGACAUCCUCUAAAGCUCUAUCAUCUUCACAAGAUCCUAAUAAAAAGGAUGAUGAUGAAGAUGAAAUGAAGGGGAUGUUUUUGAAAUCUUUGAUGUGGUUGGCUACGGCAUAUGCUGUGAUAGUUGUGAUGUCCACUAUAUUUCCAAGUACUAAUCAACCUGAAGUUCUACGCUAUGUAUCUUGGCAUGAAUUUGUGUAUCACAUGCUAGCCAAAGGAGAAGUGGAACAAAUAAUUGUUAGUCCAGAGGCUGAUCUUGUUACGAUUUAUGUUCAUGAUGAUGCAAUCAUAAAGGGCAAAAAGGUUGAGCAUAAAACGUAUCAUAUGAAAAUUGCAGAUAUUGAAAAAUUUGAAGAAAAAUUGAGAGAGGUUGAGAAGAAUUUGGGAGUUAUGUUUGGACAAGGAGUAUCAGUGGCAUAUGAAAGGCGACGUGAAAAUGUGGGCUUACUUUUAACUGUUCUGCUAAUUCUUUCUCUUAUGAUAUUAGCUUUUUUCAAGAACGUACAGAUAAAAACUCCAAAUUCAAUGGACUUUUUUUCUCAACUUGGAAGAGCUAAAUUUACGAUUGUGGAUUCUCUGACUGGAUCUGGGAAAGGUGUUCAAUUUAAAGAUGUGGCGGGCUUGAAAGAAGCAAAAGUGGAAAUUAUGGAAUUUGUAGAUUAUCUCAAGCAACCUGAAAAAUACAAAGUUUUGGGUGCUAAAAUUCCCAAGGGUGUUUUGUUAUUAGGACCUCCUGGUUGUGGUAAAACCAUGCUUGCUAAAGCAGUUGCUACUGAAGCCAAAGUGCCAUUUUUGGCAAUGGCAGGAUCUGAAUUUAUUGAAAUGAUUGGUGGUCUUGGUGCUGCAAGAGUAAGAGAUUUGUUUAAAGAAGGCAGAAAAAGAGCUCCAUGUAUUAUAUACAUAGAUGAAAUUGAUGCUAUUGGGAGAAAAAGGAGUGGAAGUUCUGUCAGUGAAGGUGUUACUGGUGAAGGAGAGCAAACGUUGAAUCAGCUUUUGGUUGAAUUAGAUGGUAUGGCAACUAAAGAAGGUGUAAUAAUGCUUGCAUCCACAAAUAGAGCUGAUGUAUUAGAUAAGGCAUUACUUCGGCCAGGACGAUUUGAUAGACACAUUCUCAUUGAUCUGCCUACUUUAAUAGAAAGAAAAGAAAUUUUCGAACAGCACUUAAAAUCAGUUGCUUUAGAAAAAUCACCGGAAACCUACUCUGAAAGGUUGUCUCAAUUAACACCUGGAUUUAGUGGAGCUGAUAUUGCUAAUGUUUGUAAUGAAGCAGCUUUAUAUGCAGCUCGUUUCAAGAAGAAGAAAAUUACUUCAAAUGAUUUGGAAUAUGCUGUUGAAAGAGUUGUUGGUGGUACGGAAAAGAGAACUCAAGUUAUUUCUCCACAGGAGAAAAGGGUAAUUGCUUUUCAUGAAUGUGGACAUGCUCUUAUGGGAUGGCUUUUAAAAUACACUGAUGCUCUUAUGAAGGUUUCAAUUGUUCCCAGGACUACUAAUGUGUUAGGAUUUGCUCAAUACCUUCCAUCAGACCAGAAACUUUAUUCAUCAGAAGAACUCUUUGAAAAAAUGUGUAUGGCACUUGGUGGACGUGUGGCUGAAUCAAUUACCUUUAAUCGAGUCAGCACAGGUGCACAGGAUGAUCUGAAGAAAGUAACAAAAAUGGCUUAUGCUCAAAUCAAACAGUAUGGAAUGAAUGAAGUUAUAGGUCCACUGUCUUUUCCAUCAGAUGAAGAAAUGAAUAGAAAUUUCAUUGGAAAGAAACCUUAUAGCAUGCGACUGGCUCGUACCAUGGAUGAACAAGCUAGAGCAUUAGUUGCUAGAGCAUACAAGAAAACAGAGACUGUAUUGAUUGAAAACAAAGAAAAAUUGAAUUUGCUAGCUGAAGAGCUUUUGAAAAGUGAAGUUUUAAAUUAUUCAGAUGUGGAAAAGUUAAUUGGACCACCAGCACAUGGCAAAAAGCAACUCAUAGAAAUGGUAGAUUUUGGACCCAUGGAGGAAGAAUCAACUAAAAAAGCAAAAACGCCACCAGAAACAGAUGCUUAGUUGUGUAACAUUUCUGUAUAAAUAUGUAAAUAAAUCUAAAUCUAUUGUAUUAACUUAUUAAAAUCAGUUGAAAUAAAUAUUUA